GGACGCGGCUGCGCAUGUUUCUACCGGGCUUUACGUUACUUUUGAAAGUGUUUUACCGCUAAAAUGAUCCAAAUAUCAACAUUAUUUACGUGACAAUAGGUUAUAAACAAAAUGAAGUGUGUAUUAUUACAAUUGGUACCGUGAAGUGAAUGAUUUUAAGUGUUUAAACGACAAAAGGAGAAAAACAAAUGUGUGUGAUCCAUGUGUGAAUGUUGUGUUACAAGAUGUGGUCCAGAAACUUUAUACCGGAUUAUGGGAUUACAUUGCUCUCCUUCUGCCUCGUGCUGACCACCCUCGCCGCCCAGAUCCACGGGGUCGAAGGUUUCGUGUCCUGUUCGCCAUCUCCGUGCAAGAACGGCGGGACAUGUCUCUCGCGGCCCGGCGGAGAGCUCUACUGCAACUGCACCUCCCGGUACGCGGGCGAGUUCUGCCAGCACCUGAACCCGUGCCACAGCGAGUCCAGCCCGCGGUGCCAGAACGGGGGCACCUGCCGCGUCCGCCCCGGCGCCGGCGGAGCGCCCCCGUCCUUCGUCUGCGACUGCCCCCUGGGCUUCAGCGCCUCCCUGUGCGAGAUCAGGGUCCCCGCCGCCUGCGACUCCGCGCCGUGCCUGAACGGCGCGACGUGUAGGCUGACGUCGCUGCACACGUUUGAAUGUGACUGCCCGCCAGGAUACACGGGCGCCGAAUGCUCACACGAGGACCACUGCGCGUCGCAGCCGUGUCGGAACGGUGGGAAAUGUGUUGCGGACAAUACAACGACGGCCGGCUACUCGUGCGUCUGUCCCCCUGGCUUCACCGGCUCGCGAUGUACCGAAGACGUGUUCGAAUGUUCGAGCGGCUCCGGGCCCUGCCACCAUGGGAGAUGCUUCAACACCCAUGGGUCGUAUACCUGUGUUUGCGAGCCGGGGUACACCGGGAGAGACUGUGAUACGGAGUACGUGCCCUGCGAACCCUCGCCCUGCCUCCACGGGGGGAAGUGUACCCAGCUGGACCAGCUCCGAUACGAGUGUAGUUGUCCUACAGGUUACCGGGGCCAGAACUGCGAAAUCGACAUCGACGACUGCCCCGGCCACCUGUGCCAGAAUGGGGCCACGUGUGUGGACGGCCUCAACGCGUACACGUGCGAGUGCCCUCCGACCUUCACGGGGCCCCUGUGCGAGACUGACGUGGACGAGUGUGCCCAGAGACCGCUGGUGUGUCAGAACGGGGCGACGUGCACCAACUCUGUGGGCGGUUUCUCGUGUAUCUGUGUGAACGGCUGGACGGGGGCGGAGUGUUCUCAGAAUAUCGAUGACUGCGCCGGCGCAGCUUGCUUCAACGGGGCGACUUGUAUCGACAGGGUGGGGUCGUUCUACUGCAAGUGUACGCCGGGGAAGACUGGUCUCCUAUGCCACCUGGACGACGCGUGCACGUCAAACCCGUGUCACGCUGACGCGAUCUGCGACACCAGCCCCAUCAACGGCUCCUACACCUGCUCCUGUGCCUCCGGAUACAAGGGCCUGGACUGCUCGGAGGACAUUGAUGAGUGUGAACAAGGAUCACCAUGCGAGCACGACGGCAUCUGCGUCAACACGCCCGGCUCGUUCGCGUGCAACUGCUCUGUGGGCUUCACCGGCCCGCGCUGCGAGACCAACGUGAACGAGUGCGAGAGCCACCCCUGCAGGAACGACGGCUCGUGCCUGGACGACCCUGGGACCUUCAGAUGCGUUUGCAUGCCAGGUUUCACGGGAACCCAGUGCGAGGUGGAGAUAGACGAGUGCCUCAACAACCCCUGCCUCAACGGCGGAGUCUGCCACGACAUGAUCAACGCCUUCAGAUGUACUUGUGUUAUUGGUUUCACGGGCACCCGUUGUCAAGUGAACAUCGACGACUGCGCGUCGAGCCCGUGCCGGAACGGCGGGACCUGCCAUGACUCUAUCGCCGGUUACACCUGCGAGUGCCCGCCUGGAUACACCGGUAUGUCGUGCGAGACGAACAUCAACGACUGCCUCUCGGCGCCGUGCCACCGCGGCGAGUGUAUCGACGGCGACAACAGCUUCACGUGCAACUGUCACCCGGGGUACACCGGCAGGGUCUGCCAGACGCAGAUCAACGAGUGCGAGUCCAAUCCGUGCCAGUUUGGAGGUCACUGCGAAGACCUGAUAGAUGGCUACCAGUGCCGCUGCAAGCCCGGCACUUCGGGCCGGAACUGCGAGAUCAACGUCAACGAGUGCUACUCCAACCCUUGCAGAAACGGCGCCACUUGCAUCGACGGCAUCAACAGCAACGAUUACUUUGAGUACACAUGCGAGUGCAUCCCGGGCUUCACUGGUCAGCACUGCGAGACCAACAUCAACGAGUGCCUGUCCAACCCGUGCGCCAACGGCGGCAAGUGUAUCGACCGCAUCAACGGGUUCCGCUGCGAGUGUCCGAGAGGGUAUUAUGAUGCUAGAUGUCUAUCCGACGUGAACGAGUGCGCGUCCAACCCGUGCACCAAUGGCGGGACAUGCGAAGAUGGCGUCAACCAGUUCAUCUGCCACUGUCUGCCCGGAUACGGAGGUCAGCGAUGCGAGCGCGACAUCGACGAAUGCAGUUCGAACCCGUGUCAGCACGGCGGCACCUGCCACGACAGACUCAACGCGUACAAGUGUGACUGCGUUCUUGGAUUCACUGGAGUGAACUGCGAAACCAACAUCGACGACUGCGCGGGCAACCCGUGUCUGCACGGCGGCAGCUGCAUCGACCUGGUGGACGGCUACCGCUGCGUCUGCUCCCCGCCGCACUCCGGACGCAACUGCGAGAACACUCUGGACCCGUGCUCGCCUAACCAAUGUCGUCACGGCGGGCGGUGCGUCGCGGAGGCGUCGUACGCGGAGUUCACGUGCGCGUGCGGCGUAGGGUGGGCGGGCGCGCUGUGCGAGCGCGACGUGGACGAGUGCGCCGUCACCGCGCCGUGCCGCAACGACGCCACCUGCCUCAACACCGACGGCAGCUACGCCUGCCUGUGCGCUAGAGGCUACGAGGGGAAGGACUGCGCUGUCAACACCGAUGAUUGCGCCUCGUUCCCCUGCCAGAACGGUGCGACGUGCCUGGACAGUAUCGGCGACUACAAUUGCGUUUGCGCGAGCGGGUUCGCGGGCAAGCACUGCGAGGUCGACAUAGACGAGUGCCAGUCCAGACCCUGUAUGAACGGCGCCACUUGUAAUCAGUACGUAGCGUCGUACACGUGCACCUGCCCGCUCGGGUUCUCGGGCAUCAACUGUCAGACCAACGACGAGGAUUGCACGGAGUCCAGCUGCAUGAACGGUGGCACCUGCAUCGACGGCAUCAACUCGUACAACUGCUCUUGUCCACCUGGCUACACGGGCUCCAACUGCCAGUUCCGCAUCAACAUGUGCGACAGUUCGCCGUGCAGCAACGGCGCGACCUGCCACGACCACGUCACACACUACACCUGCCACUGCCCGUACGGCUACACCGGGAAACAUUGCGAGGGAUUCGUUGACUGGUGUGAGAACAACCCGUGCGAGAACGGCGCGACGUGCUCGCAGAAGGGCCCGCAGUACACGUGCACGUGCUCGCCCGGCUGGUCCGGCAAACUGUGCGACGUCGAAAUGGUGUCUUGUAAAGAUGCUAGCAUUAGAAAGGGUGUCAAACUCAAGCAGCUCUGUCACAACGGAACUUGCGAGGACAUCGGUAACUCCCAUCGCUGCCACUGCCUCGACGGCUACACCGGCUCCUACUGCCAGAAAGAGAUUAAUGAGUGCGAAUCCGCGCCGUGCCAAAAUGGAGCCGUCUGCAAAGAUCUCGUCGGAACGUACCAGUGCCAGUGUGCCAAAGGUUUCCAAGGUCAGAACUGCGAGCUCAACGUCAACGACUGCCUGCCCAACCCCUGCCAGAACGGCGGGACCUGCCACGACUUGAUCAAUAACUUCUCCUGCUCAUGCCCCUUCGGAACUCUCGGCAAAAUCUGCGAGAUUAACGUCAACGAUUGCAAACAGGACGCCUGUCAUAACAACGGAACUUGCGUCGAUAAAGUUGGCGGUUUCGAGUGUAAAUGUCCUCCUGGCUUCGUCGGGCCGAGGUGCGAGGGCGACAUCAACGAAUGCUUGUCCAACCCUUGCUCCAACCCCGGCACCCAGGACUGCGUCCAACUCAUCAACGACUACCACUGCAACUGCAAACCCGGGUACAUGGGCAGACAUUGCGACGCCAAAGUUAACUUCUGCGCCAACUCGCCCUGUCAAAACGGAGGCAUUUGCACCGCUAUACAAGGAGGACAUGAAUGUUUAUGUGGGGACGGAUUCUACGGCAAAAAUUGCGAGUAUUCCGGCUACGCUUGCGAUUCAAACCCUUGCCAAAAUGGAGGCUAUUGUCGGACGUCAGAAAUCGGAGACUACGUUUGCGACUGUCCCAUCGGGCUGUCAGGAACUAACUGCGAGAUAGACUCAAUGAACGAGUGUCUCAGCAACCCGUGUAAGCACCCCGAAGCGCGCUGCAUCGACAAGCCCGCGGAUUACCUCUGCUACUGUCCGAGACAAUGGACGGGCAAGAACUGCGAAAUCCACGACCCCCACUCCCGAGGUGGAUACGGAAGCAGCCCCGUAUCUGGCGUCUAUGGCAAAAAUACUGGAUUGACAUUCCAGGAACUCGACUUAGCUUUCCAAAGAGAGAAGUGUGUGAAAAUGGGUUGCAAAGAGAAGCAGGGUGACCACCAUUGCGAUGAAGAGUGUAAUACCUACGCCUGUGAGUUCGAUGGAAACGAUUGCUCCCUGGGUAUCAACCCAUGGGCAAACUGCACAGCGCCGAUCAAAUGUUGGGAAGUAUUCAUGAACGGGGAGUGUAAUGAAGUUUGCAACACUCAGGCGUGCAUGUUCGACGGACGAGACUGUCAGAAGACGCUGCAAAAGUGUAACCCGAUUUAUGACGCGUACUGUCAGAAACACUACGCCAACGGCCACUGCGACUACGGAUGCAACAACGCGGAAUGUAACUGGGACGGUCUUGACUGCGAGAACGAACCACCAGAGCUGGCCGAGGGUGUCAUGUCCGUCAUACUUCUCAUGGAUAUGAGAACCUUCAAGGAAAAUUCGGUGGCGUUCUUGAGAGACGUCGGCCAUCAGCUCCGAACUACGGUCUUCAUCAAGAAGGACCACCUAGGAAACGACAUGGUCUACCCAUGGAAGGGAUCUACGGAUGUCGGUUUACAGGAUACGGAAUUUGGCAAGAAACACCAUAUCGUGUACACGGAGAGAGGACAAUCAGGGGUCCAAGUGUACUUGGAGAUCGACAACAGAAAAUGUAGCACUUUGUCGUCCUCUGAGUGCUUCUUCUCGGCUCAAGAGGCAGCUGAGUUCUUAGCAGCUACUGCUUCCAAGCAUUCCCUUUCACCGGACUUCCCGAUCUUCCAAGUGAAAAGCGUCACUUCGCCGAUUGACGAGAAUAUACCGACGAACUCCAAAUAUGUGUUCAUCGGGGUAAUCCUCGUCCUAUUGGCCGGUCUACUUAUCGGUGUGCUAGUGACCGCUCAGAGGAAGAAAGCGGCUGGCAUAACAUGGUUCCCGGAAGGCUUUAUUCGAUCAAACUCUUCUUCCCGUCGUCGCUCGAGACGUCGGGUACCCGAUGGUCAGGAAAUGAGGAACCUGAAUAAGGGUUCCAUGGGUUGUAUCGACAUGGACGUGAACGGUGGGCACAUGGGUCCGCCACACUGGUCUGAUGAUGACGACGACGGUGCCCCGCCCAGGGCUAAGAGAGCUCGCGGGCCGGGUGAUUCUAACGGCGCUCCAGGCGGCUACGCGUCUGACCACACCGCCAUAACGGACUACGAGGAAGCCAGCCAGCCAAGGGUAUGGACGCAGCAGCAUCUGGAUGCGGCGGACAUCAGGGUACCGCCGAGUAUGAUGACUCCGCCUGCUAUCCACGACGGCCACGUAGACGUGAACGCGCGAGGUCCUCUCGGCAUGACGCCGCUCAUGGUAGCAGCGAUCCGCGGCGGCGGCAUCGACACUGGUUCAGACGUCGAGGAUGAGCAGACAGCACACAUUAUAUCAGAGCUGGUGGCGCAGGGAGCACAGCUCAACGCCGCUAUGGACAAGACGGGAGAGACUAGCUUACAUUUGGCUGCAAGAUACGCACGCGCGGACGCAGCGAAGCGUCUCCUGGACGCCGGUGCGGACGCGAACGCACAAGACAACACGGGUCGCACGCCGCUGCACGCAGCAGUCGCGGCCGACGCGCUCGGCGUCUUCCAGAUAUUGCUGCGGAACCGCGCGACUAACCUCAACGCGAGAAUGCACGAUGGAACUACACCGUUGAUACUUGCUGCAAGACUGGCUAUCGAGGGUAUGGUGGAAGACCUCAUAAACGCUGAUGCGGACAUCAACGCGGCGGACAACAGCGGCAAGACGGCGCUGCACUGGGCCGCAGCAGUCAACAACGUCGAGGCCGUCAACGUGUUGCUGUUACAUGGGGCUAAUAGAGACGCGCAGGAUGAUAAGGACGAGACACCCCUAUUCCUCGGCGCGCGCGAAGGCUCGUACGGCGCCUGCAAAGCCCUGCUAGACGCGCUCGCCAACCGCGAGAUCACCGACCACAUGGACCGUCUGCCGCGCGACGUCGCCCAGGAACGGAUGCACGACGACAUCGUGCGGCUGCUGGACGACCACUGCCCGCCGCACCCCCCGCAUCCGCCCCACCCGCCGCCGAGACCGCACCACCAGCAUCUCAUGUCAUCUCCAAACCCGCACCCUCAACUCAUCAGUCAGCCGACUGUCAUCAGCACGACGAAGGGCAAACCCAAAAAGCCGCGGGCUAAGGCCGGCCCCGAGAGCCCGCAGGACCAGUACGAUAACAACAACCUGCAAAGCUCACAAAUUAGACGGAAACCGAGUGUAAAAAAGAACAACAAGAAAGUGGCGCAAGAGGUGCCCCAGAGUGUGGAGACUCUGGGAUUCAGCCUGAGUCCCGUUGAGUCACCACUGCAAAAUUUACAGGAUAUGCCGUCGCCGUACGACGCGACGUCGCUGUACUCGAACGCGAUGGCGCAGUUCCCGGAGCUCGUGCAGCACAAGCAGCCGCCCAGCUAUGAGGACUGCGUCAAGACGGGUCAGGCGAUGCAGUACGGCGGCGGUGUGCUGGGCUCGUCGCUGUCUCCACCAUAUUCCAACCACUCGCCCACACACAGCAAUCAGACCACGUCGCCGCAUGCGUAUAUCGGAUCCCCAUCCCCGGGCAAAUCCCGGCCGUCGUUGCCGACGUCGCCGGCGCACAUGGCGGCGCUGCGCUCGCAGCACGCGCACGCACACGCGCACGCGCUCGACGCCGCCGCGUAUUCUGCGCUUGCGCAUCUAGCAGGCAGCAACGGCCAGAGCGCGCAGCUGCAGGCGAUGAUGCAGCACGCGCCGCACCCCGCACUCACCAACAUCAUGUCAGGUCUCUACGGCAGCUGGGGUAUGGGUGACACGUUCCCGACGCCGUCACCGGAGUCCCCCGAACACUGGAGCACCCCCUCCCCUCAGACGCCGCUCACCCAGUCACCCCACUCCGACUGGUCAGACCGCGCGGCGCUUUCCCCACAUGACCUCCAUCAUCAGCAGUCGAAACCCGCUACGGAAGCCUUCUACAUUUAAACCAAGAGAUGAUCCCAGAGAAAGAG
This is a messenger RNA of Aricia agestis (brown argus), 7633 nucleotides long. RefSeq names its product neurogenic locus Notch protein (gene N). The record is from RefSeq and is a predicted model, not a curated record. The transcript has 34 exons. Gene Ontology annotation, molecular function: calcium ion binding; Notch binding. NCBI's taxonomy places the organism in Eukaryota, Metazoa, Arthropoda, Insecta, Lepidoptera, Lycaenidae. Gene Ontology annotation, biological process: cell differentiation; Notch signaling pathway; multicellular organism development. Gene Ontology annotation, cellular component: membrane. Bases 210 to 7607 code for a protein of 2465 amino acids.